Hippocampus zosterae (dwarf seahorse) is the source of this 2424-nucleotide messenger RNA. RefSeq names its product solute carrier family 43 member 2b (gene slc43a2b). Gene Ontology annotation, molecular function: neutral L-amino acid transmembrane transporter activity; L-amino acid transmembrane transporter activity. The transcript has 14 exons. Bases 195 to 1973 code for a protein of 592 amino acids. Lineage: Eukaryota; Metazoa; Chordata; Actinopteri; Syngnathiformes; Syngnathidae. The record is from RefSeq and is a predicted model, not a curated record. Gene Ontology annotation, biological process: neutral amino acid transport; transmembrane transport.
GCCUUUUUAACACACCAGAGGUGGUGCAUACAGGCUGGGGAGAUAAAGUGAUCACUGAUCCUUCACUGCGAGUGCCGGUCAACGAGGCGACAACAGCCAACUGCCUCUCUUUUGCCCUCCUUGGGACCCUGCAGUCUCUCUCGAUUCUCUAGCUCUUUCUCAUUCUCUGCCUGCCCAUCUUCAUUCCCUCAACCAUGGCUCCGACGCUGGCCACGGCAUUUGCCCGCCGCUGGUGGAUGGCGGUGACUGCCAUCAUUGAGAAUCUCCUCUUUUCUGCUGUGCUCCUGGGAUGGGGUUCGCUUCUCAUUAUGCUCAAGUCAGAAGGCUUCUACUCGUAUCUUUGCAGCGGUGAAGGUAACAGCUCCAACCACAAUAUGUCCCUGGGGAUGACACAAGCAUCGGAUGAAUACAUUUACAACUAUGAAGACGAUGAUGGUGCCGUGGUAGCUCUGGGGGACGGGGUGGAGAUGAAGCCCCUGGUCCCGCUGGACGGGCUUCUGAGGAUGAACGGCUGGCUAAUCUGUAAAGAGCAGGAUGAGAUGUUGAAUCUGGCCUUCACUGUGGGCUCCUUCCUCCUCUCUGCUAUCACGCUGCCGCUGGGUAUCGUCAUGGACAAAUAUGGGCCUCGUAAAUUGCGACUGUUGGGCAGCACAUGCUUUGGCUUGUCUUGUCUGCUAAUUGCUUAUGGAGCCUACCAACCAAACGAACUCUCAGUGCUUAUCUUUAUCGCGCUGACUUUCAACGGCUUUGGUGGCAUGUGCAUGACCUUCACCUCCCUCACGUUGCCAAACAUGUUCGGGGACCUGCGUUCAACCUUCAUCGCCCUGAUGAUUGGCUCCUAUGCCUCCUCUGCUGUCACCUUCCCUGGCGUCAAGGUGAUCUAUGACUUCGGCAUACCAUUCAUUACUAUUCUGGUAGUGUGGGCAGCCUGUGCUGGAUUGGUCUUCCUGAACUGCUUCUUCAACUGGCCCCUGGAACCUUUCCCAGGACCAGAGGACAUGGACUACACUGUCAAGAUCAAGUUCAGCUGGCUGGGCUUUGACCACAAAAUCACCGGCAAACAAUUUUACCGCCAAGUGACCACAGUGGGUCGUCGUCUCAGUGUGGGCAAUAGCCUGGUGCAGAAAGAUCUGCCUACCAAGGAGGGCAAGCUCUGCCUGUCCACCAUGGACCUGGAGUUGGAUGAGAAGCCCAAAGAAGAGUCUCAGUCAUUCCUGAAAACUAUCACCACCCCCAUCUUCCUGCUCAGCCUGGUGACCAUGUCGGUCACUCAACUACGUCUCUUGUUCUACAUGGGGGCCAUGAACAGCGUCCUCGAGGUGCUCAGCGAUGGUGAUCUCAACACAGUGAGUUUGUACUCGUCCAUCUUCGGCGUGCUUCAGCUGCUUUGCCUCAUGACCACUCCUGUGAUUGGUCAGAUUAUGGACUGGAAGUUGAAGGACUGUGAUGACGGAGAGGAAUCAAAGAAUGCGUCUAGCAAGGAUGAACCAAAGAAAAAGCGAAGAGACAGAAAGACUCAGAAGGUGACCAACGCCCUGCGAGCAUUUAUGCUAACGAAUUUCCUUUUGGUGGGCUUCGGUAUCACUUGCCUGAUACCCAACCUCCCCCUCCAGAUCGUGUCAUUCAUCUUGCACACUGUCGUGAGAGGAUUCAUUCACUCGGCCGUUGGUGGUCUGUACGCUGCUGUGUACCCCUCCUCGCAGUUUGGCAGUCUGACAGGCAUGCAGUCGCUAGUCAGUGCUGUCUUUGCUCUGCUGCAGCAGCCCCUCUUUUUGGCAAUGAUGGGACCCCUGGCGGGAGACCCAUUCUGGGUCAACAUCGGCCUGCUCGGCCUCAGCAUGCUGGGCUUCCUGCUGCCUCUCUACCUGAUUUGCUACAGACAGAUGCUCCACAAAGAGAGGCACAAGAAGGAGAACAACGCCAAGAUCUACAUCAAAAUCAAUGGCUCGGACAUUCCGGAGGCCUUUGUUUAAUUGCACAGAAAAGUGGAAACAUGAUGGAAGAAUGAUGAGAGACUGCGCAUCUUGAGCUGUGCCACGCAGACACGUUCAAACUGACAAUUUCUGUUUUGUGAUACCAUUCUUAUAGCAAGCUAACACCACCACGCUCUUAUUUAAACUCUGUUGCUGUGGAAGUCUACCACCCAACUGUGAAAAGGCUAAACGAAGCGGAAGAGGAAAGACUGUGAAAGGAAAGAGGCAUCAGCACUCUGCAUUCCCCCAUUCCUCAACUUUAUUUUGGUCACUCUCUCACACAAUUCCACAUUAUAACAGCUUUUGUCCUAUGAAACUGUUCACAUAAUUUAAUGCUCAAAUUCUCUUUAGCAACCAUAGUGAGUGAUUAUGCGGGAGGAGAAGGGCCACAAAAUGUACUGUGAGAAAGUUGUAAUGUUACGAGAAAAUAAAUUCAGUUAUGGUAUAUUAC